AUGGACAUCAAGAAAAUCUUCAACAAGAAGAAGGUCAAAACUAAACAAGGAGGACAUACUGAGGGAGGAGGGAAUUCGGAGGCUACAUCUGUGAAUUCGGUAACCUCAACAGCAUCAUCCUCUUCGAACUCGUCAGCGAAAAUCCCAACGAAUCCAGCCCCUUCACAUAAUGCGGAUGUAUUCACCUCUUCUAAAAGCUUUCAGUAUUCUUACAACUCAAACACCAACUCUCUGUUUAGCUCGAAAAGAACCUUAUCUACUGGCGUUUCUACUCAGCCAAGUUCAAACGUUUCAUACAACAAAAACAACGAGCAGGCCAAAAUAACGAGUAUUGGGAGGCCUUUGAGAGUUCUCCACGAAGACGAACAGGAAGUAGAGUAUGCACGCUCUGGCAGCGUAUAUAAUAUAGAGGGGAAGUCUACAGCAGCAGAUGAUGAUAGCACUGCUAGUGGUUUAGAUGCUAAUUCCAAUAGAGCUGCAUCAAUUCAUAGGAACAGCACCUCUCGCAGGAGAUCAAAUCUUUCUGAUGAUGUUUCACUAUGUCCUACCGAAAAAUCAAAUAUAAGUACCCAAGGAACGUUUGCCAACAUAGACAAUGGAAGUAACACCAAUCUUAAUAGGUCACAGUCCUCCUCCAUUUCAGAAAGUGAGUUGAGAGUACAGCUAGUUGAGUUCAUUAAGAGCCAGUUGAGGAAUUUAGCCAAUUCUGUGAGUAAUAUAAUUAUCCAAGUGUCUCAAUCUGUGCUGAAUUUAACGAAGGCUUCCAUAACCAUAAAUGAAAGUAUUAUUCUAACUCAUAAGAUGAUCAAAAGCAACAAAUACAUCAGUUUAUUAGCAUCAAACCAGUUUGAUACCAUAAAUUCUGUUGGUUUGAGAAGGCUGAUCAAGAAUAUUCUUCAUUUGCUUGAUAAUUUGUUGAUUGGUGAUGUUUAUAAUAAGUCCAAAUCUUCCGUCAUAAAGAGACUUCAUGAUUUAUUCUUGUUGAUCAAGAUUAUUCCAACCAAGGCACCUGAAUUAACCAACUUUAUAUCGUACAUGGCGCCAACCAUGUUCCCAAUCGAUUCGAAUGUUUUAAAUUUUCCUAAUGUUGAGAAAGUUGAUCAAAUAAUGUCCAGUUUAUUAUCGAAAGGUAAAGAGAAUCUUUUUUCAGAUCAAGAUGGCUCUUUCAUUGCUCCGGUUUUACGAGGCUUUUUUUUACCAUCACUAACUAUUAUUACAUUUAUUUUCGGUUUCCCUGAGAUUUCUAAAGAACAUCAUGAUAUUAUCAAAUUUUUCUCGACUCAAUCAAGUGAUAUACAUUUCCAGCUACAAAAGAAUCGGAUUACAUACGCCUCAAGCAAAAGCAUGAAACUAAAAUCCCCAUUCAGAACCGUUGAUGAAGGUCAAGUUUAUGUACCAAUAUCUAUGUCACUAUCAACUGAUUCUUCCACGAUAUCGAGUGGUACAUUGGGAGGAUAUUUGUAUCCGAAAGUUCCAGAGAACUGUUCCAAUCCAAAGUUGCUGAAAUAUCGGGGCCAAAUCUUUGGACUAACAUGUGCACAUGUUGUACUAGGUAGUGAGUCCGAAUCCGAGGAAUUACAUCCCAACGUUUCCACACCAUCUCCUGUGCUAAUCAACUUGUACAAGAAUGCUCUUUUGAAUGAAAUGAUGAACCAUUCUACUAAUUCUCCGGAGUACAGGGCUUAUAGCGAGGCAGUGAAAAUGAUUGAUGCUGAGUAUCCAUUGAGAAAAGUUUCGUUGAAUGGCAAAAAGGUGAAUAGAAACUUACCUACUGAAGAUUUGGGAUGUAUUAUCUGGGGUGAAAGGCUAAUCAACGACAACAAACUCAGUGACAUGGCGAUUAUCAAGAUCAAUGACCGACUAAAGAAAAAAUUUGUCAACUAUCUUGGCGAGGACUUGCAGCUUUCUCAGUAUGAUCCGUCUUUGAUUUUAUCUAAUUUGAAUGUCAAGAAAACUAUCAGUUUUCAGCCUCGAAAGAACGGGAUUCUGAAUACGGCGAACUUGAGUGUUUUCAAAGUAGGCAGCACUACUGGAUAUACAAAUGGUAACUUGAACGGAAUGAAGAUGAUCUAUUGGUCCGAUGGGUCUUUACGUAGUUCCGAGUUUAUAGUUGCAGGGGGUGAUGGGAAGAUGAAAGGCUUUGCGAACGGUGGAGAUUCGGGAGCAUGGGUAUUGUCCAAACUGAGCGACGUCAAUCAUAUCAAAAGUUACUCGAGUGACUCUGAGGACGAGCCGCUUAUUGAGGAGGAUGAGAACAAGAGCAGUUUGAGCGCUUUUAUUGAGAGUUUCAUCCCUGCAGUGAGUAGUGGAAGAAGACAGGAUAGAGCUUCGGGGAGCAGACGAAGAAGCACACCGACCGCUUCUGCUGCUGCCACUACUGCGGAUGCCGGUCUGGGCCCUUUUAAUGGACCCAAGGAGAAGAACGAGGAGAGUGGGUUGGGGGUACUUGGGAUGCUCCAUUCCUACGAUGGAGAGUACAGGCAGUUUGGGCUUUUCACGCCAAUCGAUGACAUAAUGGAGCGCCUAGAGGCUGUCACCGGCGUGGAAUGGGGGGUUGUUGGGUGUAGCGAGGAGGGCGACUUGCACGAGGGAAGCAGCAGCAUCGGCAGUACCAGCGACGGCAGCGACAAGGAGGAGAGCGAGGACGAGUGA
Pichia membranifaciens NRRL Y-2026 is the source of this 2652-nucleotide messenger RNA. RefSeq lists its product as hypothetical. The coding region runs from base 1 to 2652 and encodes 883 amino acids. The record is from RefSeq and is a predicted model, not a curated record. The transcript has a single exon. Lineage: Eukaryota; Fungi; Ascomycota; Pichiomycetes; Pichiales; Pichiaceae.